AUGCCGCCGAACCCCGCGGCGCAGUACAAUGCGCUCACGAAUGCGAUCAACUCGAUUGCGACCGGGGGGCCGGCCGACGGGCUCACAGUAGGGGCGUCGCGGGCCAUUCACGCGGGCAUGCACCCCGCCCCGAGGCAGCUCGCGUGCGACGCGCUGCUGGCGACGGGCGUGGCGGCCUCGGAGUGGCACGAGCUGCUCGCUGCGAUACUGAGGGACCUCGAGGAGAGCCGCGACGACGAGACGCGGGCGCAGGCGGCAGGUCUCAUCAGCGCGCUUCCCGCCGCGGCUCUCCCCACGGCCCUGGCCCAGGACGGCCUCCACCGCCGUCUCGUCCAGUGCGCCGACUCCCACGCGCCGUCCGUGCGCGCCGCGGCCUACGGGGCCAUGGGCGCCCUCCUCGUCGACCGCCACGUCCUGCGCGCCGCGCUCGCGGGCGGUCCGUGCGCGAACGCCGUCGACCAGUUCCUCGAGUACCUCCUCGACGCCGUUCUGGACCCAGCCGACGUCGCCGCAGAGCACGCGCUCGCCGGGCUGGCCCUCGUGCUGCGCUCCGCGGCCGCGCGCCACCUCGCCGCGAGCUCGCCGUCCGCGCACGAGGCCGCCGGCGCCCUCCAGGCCGUCGGCCUCCCGCUCACCGCCGCGCAGUGGCAGUUCGAGGUCACCGCGGACGGCCACGCCAGCAGGGAGGCAAUCGUGUCGCCGACGUGCACCGCUCUCAGCGUGCUGCAGGGCGCGUUCGCAGCGGUGCUCGCGCGCGUCGUCGCGCUCGCGCCGGACCACCAGGGCACCGCGGCGGGCUUCCUGUCCGCCCUCGCGGUCGCCGCGGCAAUCCUCCCCGCCGCGCCGCCCGACCCCGGCGCGGUGCAGCCCUCGGCCACAGACCACCUGGCGCUGGUCCCGAUGUGCCUCGACGCGCUCGGGCGGCUGCGGCGCGCGGCGGUGUCCCCCGCGGUGACCGAGCUGACGUCGACGGCCACGCUGCGCAUCGCGGAGAUCCUGGGCCUCGUCCCGACGCCGGGGAUCGUCGACCUGGCGCGGCAGCAGCGCGCCCUGGACGCCGUGCGGCGCGGCGGUCUCGUGCCCGAGGCGGGGCUCGCGCACGUCGACGGCGGAAUCUCGUCACUCCUCCGGCUGUAUCUGUCGCGGUCGGCGCCGCUCGCGGAGCCCUCGAUCAUCGCGGCGCUCUGCGCGCACCCCGCGCUCGCGAUCCACAAGAUCGCCACCCUCGAGAACUGCGCGCCCCACGAGGCCAUGGUCCGCCUCAUCCUCGCCGUCGGCGCGUCCCUGGCGGAGCCCAACGAGCGCUGCCAGGCGCUCUCGGAGCUCCUGUUCGCCGCCGUCGCGUCCGACGUCCCCGCGGACACCUCCGUGCCGCCCACGAACCUCCUCUCGAAGCUCUUCGGGGCGCCGGAGCUGCGCGGGAUCCUGUCUGCGCCGCGCGCCGGCGGAUACGUGCGCAACGUGUGGGCGUGGCAGAAUGCGCAGAACGCUGCCGCGCCCGUGGCCGCGGCGCCAGCGGCGUCGCCGGCGAAGGGCGCGAAGAAGGGGGACGCGCAGGGCGCCGAGCCGGGCGCGCCGGAAGGCGGCGGGGGGAGGGGUGAGGGGCCGACUGGCGGGGGCGACCUGCUGCCGGUGGACGCGUCGGUGAUCGCGGGAGGCGACGCGCCGGCGAGCGCGAACGGCGGCGCGCCAGCGGCGGCGGACGCGUCCGCGAUCGCGCGGGGCGGCCCGCAGCAGCGCGAGCCGCGCGUGCCACGCGGGAUCGUCGGCGCGGACGUUCCGCGCGAGAUGCUGCGCGCGGAGCUCGCGUGCCUCGCGCUCGAGCUCCUCUCACAGCACCCCGCCGCGUCGCUGUCCCCUCCGCGCUGCGUCGGCGAGGCCACGGGGCCUCUCGCGGCGGCCGCCGCGGAGUGGCUCCACAGCGAGGCCGCGGUGGUGCUGUGCCGCUGGGCGGGCGUCGCGACGCGGCUCUUGAUCGCGACGCUCCCCGUGCUCGCGUGGGCCGACGACGUCGGCCGCGGCGCCGCGGAGCCGUGGAUCGCGCUCUCGCAGCACGUGUCGUGGGUGGCGACGCGCCUCGGCGAGGCGGUCGCGACCGCGGAGGCGACGGCAGGCGCGGCGGGACUGUCAGUGAGGCAGCGGCAGCUCGCCGAGGCGGCGCGGCAGGUGCGCAUCGGCACCGACCGCCUCCUGGCGGAGACGCUGCGCCUGUGGGACCGCAUGCCGCCCGCUGCGCGCCCGCGGCUGCUGUGGCUGCUGUCGCACCACCUCGAGCUGCGCUCCGCGUCGCUCGCGACCUGGCAGCGGCUGUCGCGCGUCGUGAGCGAGGUCGCGGGCAUGGCGGCGGACAGCGGCGCGGACCUGCUGUCCAAGGAGGACAUCAUCGAAGCCGCGCGGCUGGGCAAGAUGGUCAACCCGGAGGGGCUGCGGCAGGUGGCGCGGCGGCGGCGUCUGCUCGGCCUGGGCCGCGGGGGCGAGCGUGCCUCGCGCUCCCGGCGCAGCAGGACCCCGAAGAAGGCACGUGGCGGGAAGCGGCGGGGCAAGAGUGGGGCGGAAACGGCGGCGCCGGAGUCGGACGACGAGGCGAUGAUGGACGUGGAGGACUACGGCGCGGUGCUCGAGGCGGACGACGCGGCGCACGUGCUGCUGCCGUGCAUGCUGCGCCUGGCGAUGGUCACGAUGGAGGUCGUGCGCGAGGAGGCGUCGGCGAGCAUGGUGGGCGUGACGGGCGGGACGGAGGGCGGCGCGCGCGUCGAGGUGAUGCGCGCCGCGCUCUCGGAGGCCACGGCGCGGUGCGCGCCCUUCGCGGCGUCGUCGCCGGGCGCGAGCCACCUGCUGUACCAGGUGGCGCAGGUGGCCGCGGCGGACCCGAACAGCGCGUUCUCGGAGGAGAUCGUGGCGGCGUGCGGGGACCUCGCGGCGGCGUUCAGCGCCGGCGACGUCCUCGCGUCGCCCGCGCUGUCGUCCACGGCCGCCGCGUCGCCCGCGAUGGCCGUGCUGCGGCAGCGCACGCUGCAGGCCAUCGGGAUGACGCACCGGCGGCACCUCGGCGACUUGAUCGGAGGGACGGGGGGCGCGGCGGGGAAGGACGACGCGGUCGGGGCGCUCGCGGAGCUCGUGGAGGCGGCGCCGACGGCGGCGUGGAGCCACGACGCGGCGGAGCACAGCCGGGCGGUGGCGGGGGCGCCCGGGGCGGCGAAGCGGCUCGGACUGGCGCUGGCGCAGGAUCUGUGCGGGGCUCCCGCGUCGGCGGUGGCGCCGCUGGCGGGGCUGAUGCAGCUGGGCGGCGGCACGCUGCUCGCGCCGCUGCUGUGCCGCGGCGGGCAGUACGGCGCGGCCGCGGAGACGGGCGCGCGCGUGGUGGAGCUGACGGCCCCCGGGGACCCCGUGGUGGUGUCGUGCAUGCACGAGAUGGCGCCGGAUCUCGCGGCGGUGCGGCUGACGAUCAAGCUGAAGUCGCGGCUGACGACCGAGGUCGGCGGCGUGUCGGUGCGACUCGGCCUCCGCGGCGGGUGGCGGACGCUGCAGUGGGGCACCGUGCCGCUGGUGUGGACGGCGAAGUCGCUCCCGCCGGGCGGAGAGACGCUCUUCGAGAUGACGCUGGUCGCCGACGAGCCGUCCACGAUGGUCGUGCAGCCCACGCUCGUGCUGCCCGUCGGCGCCCUGGGCCCCAGCGCCGCCAGCGCCGCACCGGCCAAGCAAGGCACGCCGCUGCCGUGCCGGGGCUACACGGUGCCGUUCACUGCGUUCCUGCAGCCGCUCGGACACCCCCUCGGUCCGCAGGGCUUCCUGACGCUGUGGCCGACGCUGCAGCACCAGGCGCACGCGUCAGGGAAGACACCCCCGGGGCAGCGCGUGUCGCGCGAGGACGCGGUGGCGGCGCUCGAGCGGCGCGCGAUCACCGCGAUCCACCGCGCCCGGCUGCAGUCCGGCGCGGGGUUCGACGGGUCGUACGCGGCGCGGACGUGGUCGGGGGCGCUGGUGCUGGCCAAGGUGCUGGUGCAGGAGCUGGCCACGGGGGAGCUGGCGGCGGGGCUGGUGGUCAAGUCGAGCUCGGCGGCGGUGCUGGCGUCGAUGGCGUCGGAGGACUGGGUCGCCGCGCUGUUCGAGGGGUUGCUGGUGUCGAACUGA
Molecule: messenger RNA, 4131 nt
Organism: Pedinophyceae sp. YPF-701
Lineage: Eukaryota; Viridiplantae; Chlorophyta; Pedinophyceae
Source: the annotation of a GenBank genome assembly